AUGCGGAUCUUUCGAGAAACUCUUUCCAAAGUUGUUCGAAGACUCUUCCAUCGUCAAUAUUUUUCUCGAUAUCUCUUUUUUUUUUCUUUUUUCUUUAUCAUUAUCUAUCUAUCUAUCUAUCUAUCUCAGUCAGUUCUAUCUAUCCAUCUAUCUAUCUAUCUAUCUAUCUAUCCAUCUAUCUAUCCAUCUAUCUAUCUAUCUCAUCUAUUCAUCUAUCUAUCUCAUCCAUCUAUUCCUAUCUAUCUAUCGGUUCAUCCAUAUCUAUCUAUCCAUCUAUCUAUCCAUCCAUCUAUCUAUCUCAGUCAUCAUCCAUCCAUCUAUCCAUCAUAUCUAUCUCAGUCAUUCAUCUAUCUAUCCAUCCAUCUAUCAUCUAUCCAUAUCUACCCCAUCCAUCUAUCUAUCUCAUCUAUCUAUCCAUCUAUCUAUCUAUCUAUCUUGGUUCAUCAUCCAUCUAUCCAUCAUUCAUCCAUCCAUCUAUCUAUCAUCCAUCUAUCUCACCCAUCUAUCCAUAUCUAUCCAUCUAUCUAUCUAUCUAUCUCAGUUCCUCCAUCCAUCCAUGUAUCAUCUAUCAUAUCUAUCUAUAUCUAUCUAUCAUCUCAGUCGGUUCAUCUAUCCAUCUAUCUAUCCAUCUAUCUCAGUUUGUUCAUCUAUCUAUCAUUCAUCCAUCCAUCUAUCUAUCUAUCUAUCUAUCUCAGUCGGUCAUCAUCUAUCUAUUCAUCUAUCUAUCUAUCUAUUUAUCUAUCUCAGUCGGUCAUCUAUCUAUCUAUCUCAGUUUGUUCAUCUAUCUAUCUAUCUAUCUAUCUAUCUCAGUCAGUUCAUCUAUCUAUCUAUCUAUCUAUCUAUCUAUCUAUCUAUCUAUCUCAGUCGGUUCAUCUAUCUAUCUAUCUAUCUAUCUAUCUAUCUAUCUAUCUAUCUAUCUAUCUCAGUCGGUUCCUCUAUCUAUCUAUCUAUCUAUCUAUCUAUCUAUCUAUCUAUCUAUCUAUCUAUCUAUCGUCCUUAAUUAAUUAUUUAUCUAUCUAUCCUGCUCUUUAUCUUUCUCUUUUCUUUCUUUCGAAUUUCAUAUUUUCUUUUUUCUGCUUUCUUCUUUUUCUCGUCUUUUUAUGUGUAAUUCAUGUUAUUCAUACAAUUUGCUUUCUUUCUUUCUUUCUUUCUUUCUUUCUUUCUUUCUUUCUUUCUUUCUUUCAUUCCUUCCUUCCUUCUUUCUUUCUUUCUUUCUUUCUUUCUUUCUUUUUAGCGCUUAAACGUUUUUUUUUUCAUUCGCAUUAUCUUACAUUUCCUUUAUUUAAUCUCAGCCAUGUUCCCAACGUGUUUCUUUUUUAUUCUUCGAAUAUUUAUCCUAAUUUUCCAGAUUCAAGUAUUUAUUUUCUUUUCAUUGGCACUCUACUCUCUCUCCCCACUCUCUCUCUCUUUAUUAUCUAUCUAUCUAUCUAUCUAUCUAUGGGUUUUAUUUUUAUUUGGCUACUGUAUUUUCCUGCCUUUAAUAUGUUCAUUCAUGUUUCAUUUCUAUCUUUAUGUUCAUAUAUUUCUUUCUUUUCUCUUUCUUUAUUUUCUCUUUCUUUCUUUUCAUUUUCUUUCUUUUUUCUUUCUUUUUAUACAUUUUUUUAUGAUUUUAUUUUAUUUUUUUGGUUUCUGUUUAUUUCCUGUUUUUUCAUAUUCCUUUCUUUUAUUUAUUCAUUUAUUUUCACUGUUUAUAUUAUAUUUCUUUUUUUGUGUUUUCUUUUUGUCUUUCUCUCUUUAUUUUCUUUAACUAUGGCUUUUCCUUGUUUAUUUUCUUCAAGUACUGCUUUUUUUCGCAUCAAAUGUUAUUUCAUUUUGUUUCGCUUUUGUUUCUUCCCUGUUUUUAUUAUGUACCCUUUCUUUCUUUCUUUCUUUCUUUCUUUCUUUCUUUCUUUAGAAAAGAAAAAUAAAGAAAGAAAGUUUCUUUCUUUCUUUAUUUAUUUUUCUUUUCUGCUCUCUCAUUUUCUUUCUUUUCUUUCUUUUUUCACAUUUACUCGUUUUUAUUUUUCAUUCUUACUUUCAGUAUUGUGUAUCAUGUUUUUAUUUCAUUCGUUUUGUUUAUUUUUCUCUGUCUUUUUCUUCCUUGUUAAACCUCCUCUUUUUUCAUCUCCUGUCAUUAUUAUCAUUAUUUUUAUCUACUUUCUUCCUAAUGCAUUUUAUGGACCUGUUAUAUAA
Messenger RNA from Acanthosepion pharaonis, 2172 nucleotides. Lineage: Eukaryota; Metazoa; Mollusca; Cephalopoda; Sepiida; Sepiidae. The record is from the annotation of a GenBank genome assembly.